Kickxella alabastrina is the source of this 927-nucleotide messenger RNA. RefSeq lists its product as uncharacterized. The record is from RefSeq and is a predicted model, not a curated record. Gene Ontology annotation, biological process: endoplasmic reticulum unfolded protein response; protein deubiquitination. The transcript has a single exon. Bases 1 to 927 code for a protein of 308 amino acids. Gene Ontology annotation, cellular component: cytosol; nucleus. Lineage: Eukaryota; Fungi; Kickxellomycota; Kickxellomycetes; Kickxellales; Kickxellaceae. Gene Ontology annotation, molecular function: cysteine-type deubiquitinase activity.
AUGAAGCUUCGCAUAGGUUUGGGGAAUGGCAAGGUUGCAGAGGUCAAAUUCAACGAGUACCACACGACAUACGGCGAGCUCCGAACUCAGCUUGCAAAUUAUGUGCCGUUUGAUGUUGACUCGCUGAUAAUAUGGAUGGGACACCCACCGGUGGCUUUGGAAUAUCCUGCUGGCACUAUGAUUAUAAACACGGCCUUUACCAGUGACGCUGAGCUGUUUGUAUCAGAGAGGGAGUGGCACUGGGCCCCGAUGAAAGAAAGUACUGCCAGCCAUGGGGAUAGUGCGCCAAAUGCAUAUUGCAACAAGUGUGGAAGCACCAAUAUUGGCUAUGGAAGCCACCCCGCGCACAGCAAGCCCAAGGAAGCACACAAGGAGCCGAGUGCGCUGAGCUUUCCACAUCACAACAGCAGUAUUCCCAGCAUCCCCGUUAAGAACAGCGGUUACUUGGUUGAACGCAAGGUGCCGGGGGACAACAGCUGCCUCUUCCAAUGUCUAGUAAAAUGCCUCGGGCUGGCUAACCUAACGGUUGAAGACUUGCGGGCCACGGUAUGCCAAAUGAUAAAUGAUGAUCCCUACACAUACAACGAGGCUAUUUUGGAAAAAACCCCCCAAGAGUACUGCCGCUGGAUCUUGCAGCCGACCAGCUGGGGCGGCGGAAUCGAAAUGGCACUAAUAAGCUCGAGGUUUCAUGUGGAGAUUUGCUCCAUAGAUAUGAGCACCUUGCGAGUCGACAGGUUCGGCGAGGGCAGAUACUUCCGCAGGGUCGUUUUGCUGUACAGCGGAAGUCACUACAACUACGCUGCGCUUGCUGCCAGUCCGGGGGACCCUGCAGAGUUUGACCAGACUAUGUUUGAAAUUGGUGUUGGCAUGGAUGUCGACAGCUCGUUUUUGACUAUGGCGGUAGAGCUAGCCCGCCUCCUGCGCUAA